AUGACCGCAAGGAUCACGAUUACCAUAGCAAAAAGUAUUUAUCAACCGUGGACAAUGAAUAAAUGUAAAUCAAACGAGACAAAAGUAAGUACUAGUUUACCCUGUCCUGUCGAACUACCGCGCUCGCGAGUUGAACUAUACAAUGCUUUUUAUUUUUUCAAAGUAGAAGGCAAACUACAAGCUCGGAAAUCGACUAACAAACGAGCUUUGCCUUUGCUUAGGGUGAUGAAAGAUGAAACAGUCUUUCCCGGGGGCGUAUCAAGGUCCUUCCAGGAGGAAAGACGAAGCCAAGAUAAAAAUCAGCGAUGUAGGUAGCACCCGGCAGCAAAGUGGGCAGGAUUACUUACCACGUAAGUAGCGGCUCAACUGAUGAUUCCAGCACUAACAUCGGACAUUAUAGAAUUCAUUAUUGUACGAUCUGGAGGUGGUCGAUCAAUCUCGAUGUUAUGUGAAGCUGCAGCUGCUUCGAAUCACUUCAAAAGUUGUCUGUUUUAUCAUUGAAAAAAUUGUGUAAAAACAGAAGUUAGUGUUAGUUUCGUAAUCGAAUGCGAAGUUACCUAAGAGUAAGACCUGUAGAAAAUUAUCAACCUUUAGCGGACGAGAUUGAACAGCGAGCGCGUCAGUGACAGGGUAAACAACUCAUGAAUGAAAGAUCUCGAAAAUGCAAAAUAGUGUGUACUUAGGAAUGCGUGUAGCAUAUUCGAUAAGUUCGAUCGUGAUACUUUUAUGUGAUAUAGAGUAGAAAAAGAAAAAAUACUUGGAGAUUGUAGUUGAAAUACUUGAUAUUAUGAUGGACUUUUUGCUUGAGAAUCAAUUAUCUGUGACAGCAAUAUGAACUACAUCAGGGCGUCAAAGGUGCGGGGGAGCGCGGCUAAAUGAAGCGCUCUUCCUUCAUUUUUUGCCGGAUUGCUGUUUCAGCAAGUGAAGAACAAGAUAGAAAAAAAUUAUAGAGGCACUAAUUUGUAGUUGAUGUACAUGUAUGAUUGAUCCAAAAAGAAAAAUAAAUAACUUCUACUAUUGUGUCGCGGUUGCGUGAUCUCCUCGUCUCACUGAAGAGGUUACAAACCCGCAAACUGCAAGAUACAGAAGUGGUUCUAGCUCUAUUGAGCAACAUGUAAGAUGUAGUCGCGAGAAGCAAAAAAUUGCACACCAAGACACCCUGCAUACUAGCAUAUUAGAAGUAAUGAGCACCAGCAUACGACCAUAGAGCAAGAGCAUAUGAUAUAGACAAGAUCGAGAAUAGUUGCAAGCAGACUGCACUCGGCAAACACGACGACAAAAUGAACCAACAUGAGAAGAAUGAUCAUGAUGUUUCUGUUUCUCGCAGAUAGUCUUGAAGUAGCAUUGAAUGACACCUCGAGAUUAGCGGAAGCAGAACAGCAGAACAAAGACAAACAUGUUUUGAGCCAUGAUUGCAUUCAUUUUUUUAGACAAAACACGACCAUGACCAACAUCGUUCACAUGAAAAAACCGCAG
Amoebophrya sp. A120 is the source of this 1476-nucleotide messenger RNA. The record is from the annotation of a GenBank genome assembly. NCBI's taxonomy places the organism in Eukaryota, Dinophyceae, Syndiniales, Amoebophryaceae.